UUACCAGGUCACCUGUCACUUUACCAGCAUCGUCUCUCCAAAGUAGAUGUGAUAACCAAAUCGUGCUGUGUCUGAAAACCCCAAACCCUAAAGGAGACAAAAAAAAAAAAAAAACCUCGGCAAAUAAACGUCAAAAAUGGAAAAUGAAGCAAAGCUAAGCAUAUACAGAGCAACGAGGGCUAUAAAACGCAAAGACAACACUCUCUACAACGCACUAAGAUCAAUUUACGAGGACUCAAUCUUUGUCGGCGAAAUCUCCCAGCUGUGGCCCCAAGUCCCCCUCGUCGCCAACCUCCGUUGCGGUCUCUGGUAUUCUCCGAACUUUCAGUCCACUUGUUACUUUAAAUCCACCGACGGUCACACCAAUAAUUGGUCUUUUAAUACCUCCCGUCUCAAUUUCCAUAUCGCCCUUCUCGCCGGACAGAAAGGAGGAUGUAUUAUAGUUGAUUCGACGCGGAGAGGGAAGCGGUUCCCUGAUAGUAUGUCGAAAACAAUACCUAUUUGGACAUGUGUUUUGAAUCGCUCUGUUUUCAAUUAUUUGAACAAGUCGCGUAAUGAAUCUAAUGAUGAUGGCUCGUUGCUGGAGCGGGAUUCAGAUGCAGGGCAGAAUUCUGUCGAUUGGGAUUGUUCAUUGCACCUUCCCCUUUGGGUUUCUGGGACAGAGAAGGCAGCAAUUGAGGAUCGGUUAGAAGGAUGGACUAAAGACCUAAAUGCGAGUGGGGCUGAUAUUGCGGCUCUUGCCUUGUGCUUAAAAAAGCCCUUGCGUCCUUUAUGGAUUUCUCAGAAAACUGUCAUCUGGAUAAAUGAAGUACCUGAUCAUGAUUCUUGGGAUUUCACGCCAAUAAUUCUUGUUUCUUCCUCUUCCUCUACUGGUGUAACUCAACAUAGGACUACCUCAGAGUUUAGCUGGAAUUAUAUACCAGGAGCUGGAGAUGAUGAAGAAAGCUGGGCUAGGGGAUUGUCUCCUAAUCUCUUUUGGAAUCAUGCCUAUGAUCUUAUUAGCUCCGGGCCAGAUAUGUGUAACCAGAAGGUUGCUGAUAUAGUUGAGAAGGACAGAGUAUAUCGUGCUCAAAGGGGGCAGAAUACUCCACAGAUCACUGCCAAGACCACAAUAUCUGGAACUUCACCUAAUCUUCCUUGUUUAGACCCCCUGUUAUGUUCAGAUAUUUCAAACCUUAACAUUAGCUCUUCUGAUGGAGAAUGUGGAAUAUUUUGGCUAGGAUCUACUAAUGUUGCUCUGGGCUCCUCUCAAGUUGCUGAAAAUGCAUCUAAUGUUGAUUGCAUAUUGAAUUGUGAUCAAAGGUCAAUUUCCGUCUGUCUUUCAGAGGCUGAAGCAUAUUUGCAUCUUCCUAUUGUGAAUUCAAAAUUGGAUCGGUUUUCCUUGUUUAAUAAUCUUUCUUCCGCGGUUAGCUUUGCAAAGCUAAAUGUUACAAAAGGGAGAACACUUCUUAUAUGUUGCCAUGAUGGGGAAGAUAUUAGUGUAUGCGUUUGUCUGGCAAUCUUGAUAUUGUUAUUUGAUGAUGAAGGGUCCUUUGAUGGUGGCAAAUCCUUCAGUGAGACAUGUAUCACGAAAUGUGAGAUGCGGCGACGACUUGUGUAUAUUUGUAGAUUUGCAAUAAAGGCCAGGCCAUCCAGAGGAAACCUCAAACAAGUCUUCAGUUUUCUUAAUACUGGAAGAGCCGCCUAAUUCCUGGAUGUUUGAUCAGCUCUCUUCAGAUGUAUACACUGAAAUGAUACUGACUGGCAGAAUUAUUACUCAAUUGUAGUUUUCAGGAAAGCCAGAAGAUCUUUGGUGAAAACUGAAAGUUUUGCAUUGUUCUUUUCUAAUGAAUAUUUUAUGUACCAAUAGAAAUUAAAUGAAUGUUUUGGUAAAGUCAGAAAGGGAAUAGUACAACGUACCAAAAAAAAAAAAAAAAAGGUGGACAAUAACCUUUUACGAACAUUGUUGUAUCAGACUCUCGUAUCAAGUCUAUGUUUUCUGUUAUGGUGUUUUUAUUGACCACCAGCAUUAAAUGUGAGUUGUAUCCCAUGGAAAUUGCCCUUUU
Messenger RNA from Theobroma cacao (cacao), 2045 nucleotides. RefSeq names its product initiator tRNA phosphoribosyl transferase family protein. Gene Ontology annotation, biological process: charged-tRNA amino acid modification. Gene Ontology annotation, cellular component: cytoplasm. The record is from RefSeq and is a predicted model, not a curated record. Lineage: Eukaryota; Viridiplantae; Streptophyta; Magnoliopsida; Malvales; Malvaceae. Gene Ontology annotation, molecular function: tRNA adenosine(64)-2'-O-ribosylphosphate transferase activity.